Molecule: messenger RNA, 1233 nt
Organism: Calliphora vicina (urban bluebottle blowfly)
Lineage: Eukaryota; Metazoa; Arthropoda; Insecta; Diptera; Calliphoridae
Gene: Prx2
Product: Peroxiredoxin 2
Exons: 2
Coding region: 135-719 (194 amino acids)
Biological process (GO): leukocyte activation; removal of superoxide radicals; cell redox homeostasis
Cellular component (GO): cytosol
Molecular function (GO): thioredoxin peroxidase activity
Source: RefSeq, a predicted model, not a curated record
UCGCAAAAAAUAUUUAAUUGUCAUUCUUGAACUUUCAUUUGCGUGAGACGGACGUGUAAAAUCGUAGUCGCGUGUUGAUCCCAAAGUGAAAUAUAUUUUUAACACUUAAAUCCUAUAAUAUUAUUAAUUUAAAGAUGCCCAAAUUACAAAAGCCCGCUCCCCAAUUCAAAGGCCCUGCCGUUGUAAACGGAGUAUUUAAGGACAUCUCCUUGGCUGAUUACAAAGGCAAAUAUGUUGUGUUGUUCUUCUAUCCCUUGGACUUCACCUUUGUUUGCCCCACUGAAAUUAUCGCUUUCUCCGAUCGUGCUGCUGAAUUCCGCAACAUUGGCUGUGAAGUGAUUGCCUGCUCAACUGACAGCCAAUACACUCACUUGGCCUGGGUAAAUACACCACGCAAACAAGGUGGUUUGGGAGAAAUGGACAUUCCAUUGUUGGCCGACAAAUCCAUGAAAAUCGCUCGUGACUACGAUGUAUUGGAUGAAGAUAGCGGUAUUCCCUUCCGUGGUCUAUUCAUCAUUGACAAAAACCAAAACUUGCGUCAAAUGACCGUCAACGAUUUACCCGUUGGACGUAGUGUUGAUGAAACCCUUCGCUUAGUGCAGGCCUUUCAAUUCACCGACGAGCACGGUGAAGUCUGCCCAGCCAACUGGAAGCCCGGACAAAAAACCAUGGUCGCCGAUCCCAAGAAAUCUAAGGAAUAUUUUGCUGCCGCUUCAUAAAUGCUGCUGUAACAAUCGAGUUUAUGAUGAACAACAUCUACAUUAAUCACCACAAUUGCACACGUCAACAUCCAUAGUGUAGUAUUUUAUAGAAAAAUAUCAAAUGUUUUAACUCUGGCAGCUAAAUACGUUUGGUAUUUUAUUAAACCCAGUUUUUUCUAUUCUAUCUAAUUAUUAUUAUAUCAAAAAUAACUACAUAAACAUUUCUACACAUACACAACAACAAAAAACAACUAUGUAUUUUAUAAUUAUACUUAAAAAUAUACGUAUAUCAGACCUAAUAGAGGCCCUUGACAAAGUUAUAACUUUGUUUAGGUUUGCAAUUUGAAUUAUUAAUAAACUGCUGUUCAUGUUGUCCCCAUUUAAUAUAUUCCAUAAUUCCGAAGUUGCUUAAAAAACCGAAUGGCGAAUAAGAAAAAAAACAGCAUGAUAUUUACAUCCAUGAAUUGUAUUUGUUUUUUUUUUAAGUUGCAAGCAAAAUCACAAAUAAAAGUAUUGAACAACAAAAAUAAAA